AUGGACCAGUACGACUUGGAGCUGGACACCGGGCUGCGAUCUCUGGACGCGGGGCAGCAGCAGCUGAGGGCCUGGCCCCGAGCCUCGUUGCCCUCCGAGCAGCCCGGCGACUGGAGGCAGCUGGAGGCUUUGGGAAUGCCUGGGCGCCUGCAGGGUUUACUGCUAACUGUUCCAGGGUGCUUGGAGCCUGUUAUUGGCCUUGUGGACACCGGAGCCUCCCACACGGUUCUGAACAGACAAGCUGCCUAUGUUCUUGGAUUGCGGGUGCGCAUUCUCACUCCUGUGUAA
Molecule: messenger RNA, 288 nt
Organism: Cladocopium goreaui
Lineage: Eukaryota; Dinophyceae; Suessiales; Symbiodiniaceae
Source: the annotation of a GenBank genome assembly